AUGCUACCAUACGACGGCGAGCAGCAGGCAGUCGCGGCGCCGUCGACUUCGGACUGGACGUGGGAUCCUCGAUUCUCGCUCUACUUCAACCUCAAGACGAAGCAGUGGGCCAAGCCGCUGCCGAAUGGCGAGUGGGAGUAUGCAGGCGGCGCCGAACAGGAGCAAACGAACGUCCCGGAGCAGGAGAAGGACUCGAAGGACAACGGACCAAACGGCGAGGCGGACCCAUACGCUGUACCAGAGGAGCAGGUCUGGCCAGGGAACGGAACCGAUGAGGAGGACGAGGCGAACAAGCCGGACCCGUUCGCCAAAGCCCCCUUGCUCCGACUUGUCGUCUCGAAACGACCCGACCCGUCAGUCCUUCCACCAGCGCAAACGGUGGCCUCUCUCGACCCUUCUGAGCCCGUAUCAAUCGGGCGAGACAAGUCCUUCGAGCGGCGGAUCCGGCUGCGCGAGCUUGCGGUCUCCAAAGUGCAUGCGACACUCUUCUGGGCGCUCGAUCCCGAAACGGAGGAUGGAGGGUACUGGGCCAUCGUCGACAAUGGCAGCACACAUGGCACCUUCAUCAGCAGCGACCGGAGCGGGGAGGCGAUACGUCUUUCUGAACCCAAGGUUGCCUCGGUUCCUCACCGUCUACAUCAUCUCGACACCAUCCGCACCGGAUCGACCACCUUCUCCGUCCACAUCCACCCAACUUUCGCCUGCUCAACCUGCGCUGUCGCUUCCGAUUCUUCCAAUCUCAUUCCCCUCAUCUCCGCUCCUUCCGACAGCUCCUCCGGCGCGAGUCCAGCGCCCAACAACUAUACGACCAAGACAAAAGAGCAGAAGGAGCAGGAGCGGAGGGAGCAGAUGGCUGGCUUGAAGGCCAAGCUGCUCAAGCCUGCGUCGUCGGCGAAAUCAUCGGCACGACCGCCAGUCUCGCACGACUCGGCAGUCUCAGACGCAACGCCAGCACCGAAGCCGAAAAAGGCGGCUUUCGUGGACCGGGCAGCCGCGCGACGACAGCGGGACGCAGGCGCUUCCCUCCCUCCCGCCGCAAAACCCGCCAGCAGCCCCUUCUUCACCGUACCCGGCGCUUCGUCGGUUGCAACAGCUGCAGCAUCGUCCGCCUCUGCGCCAAAGCCCGCAUCACCGGCCAACCCUUUCGCGACAGACUCGAAGGGCGCGCAACUCCUGUCCAAGCUUGGCGGCGGUGCGAGCACUACAGCACCGAACGGUCGCACGAACGGCGGACUGGGGACGCUCAUCGAGGCGCGAACGUACGCGGCAGAGCGGGAGGCCCGGCCGGGACUGGGCAGUCGCGAGCUGGUCGUCGGCGUCGAAAAGGUCGCGAACGGCUCGAACGGCGAGGGCGGCUCAGGCGACGGGAACGGCGUUAAGCGGGAUUGGAGGGAUGUGGGCCGGGAACGGAGUUACAAGCGGUUCAGGGAGGUGUAG
Molecule: messenger RNA, 1437 nt
Organism: Rhodotorula toruloides NP11
Lineage: Eukaryota; Fungi; Basidiomycota; Microbotryomycetes; Sporidiobolales; Sporidiobolaceae
Product: Forkhead-associated (FHA) domain containing protein
Exons: 2
Coding region: 1-1437 (478 amino acids)
Molecular function (GO): protein binding
Source: RefSeq, a predicted model, not a curated record